Sinocyclocheilus anshuiensis is the source of this 1721-nucleotide messenger RNA. RefSeq names its product UDP-GlcNAc:betaGal beta-1,3-N-acetylglucosaminyltransferase-like 1 (gene b3gntl1). The coding region runs from base 154 to 1227 and encodes 357 amino acids. The record is from RefSeq and is a predicted model, not a curated record. The transcript is spliced from 12 exons. Lineage: Eukaryota; Metazoa; Chordata; Actinopteri; Cypriniformes; Cyprinidae.
GUGAUCUGUGCGCCUGCGCACAUCCGCCACGUGCGCGGAAACACAGGCGAUCUCAGCCCAGAUUUAACUCUUCGAGAGCGCAGUGAGCUCAAGUUUAACAUCGUCUGUGUGAACAGAAGAUCUGGAGCACCGCUGCACACGUGUGUGCGAGAGAUGAGCGACACACACGAGUCUCAUGAGCGCACUGAACCGGCAGAGGGCGCCAGCGCCGCAGUGUCAGUGAUCAUGCCCAUGUUUAAUGCAUCUGAUUGGCUGGACGAGUGUCUGCAGGCCAUACUGGAGCAGGAUUUCCCGGACCGAAUGGAGCUCUCAGUGUACGACGACGGCAGUACGGAUAACUCUCGAGAGCUGCUGGAGAGAUGGAGGCAGAGGUUCGAGGACAGAGGUCUUCCCAUUCUGAUCUCAGGCCACAGCUCACCCAGCCCACGCGGAGUUGGAUUUGCUAAAAACCAGGCGGUGCGUCAGAGCUCCGGACGAUUCCUCUGCUUUCAGGACGCGGAUGACAUCAUGAGGCCUCAGAGAGUUCGACUACAGUAUGAAGCUGCUGCAGCGAAUCCAACCGCAGGCUGGGUUUGUUGCUUUGACCUCUUUCAUCAGUUUAGUGCAUCUUUAAUGAAUAAAGCAUUGAUUUCUGUCCUAAAUCAGGUGUACACGUCUCACGGGCCGACGGUCAUCAUGCCCACCUGGUUCUGUUCUCGUGACUGGUUUGAGAAAGUGGGUCCGUUUAACGAGGGAGGAAAGGGCGUUCCUGAGGAUCUGCUCUUCUUCUACCAGAGUCUUCGUCGCGGAGGUCACGCGAUCCGAGUGGACGAGUGUUUGCUGGUUUAUCGCUAUCAUGAACACGCAGCUACUCAUUCAGUGCUGGAAGAGACCAUCUGGAGUCUCCGCGUCCACUUCCUGCAGGAGCGAGUGCUCAGCCAAUGGGAAUCUUUCACCGUAUGGAACGCUGGGAAACAGGGCCGCAGACUCUACCGCAGCUUGAGUCCCACCAAUCAGAAGAAGGUGAAAGCGUUCUGUGACGUAGAUGAGAACAAAAUUCAGAAAGGCUUUUACACGUACGAGGAUUCGAAGGAACGGCCCAAACCCAGGAUUCCUGUGCUGCACUUCACAAACGCAUCGCCGCCGUUCAUCGUGUGUGUGAAGCUGGAUAUGACUCACGGAGUCCUGGAGGGAAACCUGCACUCGCUGCAGCUGAAGGAGGGAGUCCAUUAUUAUCAUUUCAGCUGAAGACGCUGAGCUUUGAGCUGCAGUACAGUGAAAGCUCAGGGACUGCGGGAGCUGACAACACCUUCUGCUAGAAAACAGUUUCUUAAUGGGACUGAGUCACGUCUUAAUGAGAAUAUAAGAACACACAACCUUUUCUGUCAGAGCUGGAGGAAAGAAACCCUCAUCAGAUGAGUGUCAAACUAUAGGAGACAGUCAAAACUCUGAGUGAAAUGUGUGUGAGAGCUGGGAACUGCUUCCUGCUGUCCUUCCCAGAGUUCCCGGCUUGAGAAACCUCUCACAUCCCUCUAGCACCUACACUACAACACACACACACACACACACACACACACACACACACUCACUCAGGCAUCUGUUUGCAUUCCUGAUGCCCCAUGUCACUGGAUUUCUCCAUCGUUCCCGAGUGACGCUCAGAAUAAGCCCUUUUCCCACAGACACAUCCAUCUUUAAAGGGUUAGUUCACCCAAAAAUGAAAAUUAGGCUGCGUUUUACUCACC